This is a messenger RNA of Morus notabilis, 972 nucleotides long. RefSeq lists its product as uncharacterized. NCBI's taxonomy places the organism in Eukaryota, Viridiplantae, Streptophyta, Magnoliopsida, Rosales, Moraceae. The transcript has a single exon. Gene Ontology annotation, biological process: root development; shoot system development. Bases 1 to 867 code for a protein of 288 amino acids. The record is from RefSeq and is a predicted model, not a curated record.
AUGGCUGCGUCAAAUUGCCACUUCCAUGUUCGCUCAAACAGCUUACCCUCCCAAUCAAACCCACUUCUUCUACAAUGCAACGAAAAUUUGAGCAGAUUGGAGGCUUGUGGUGCAACUUCAUCAUCCUCUUUUAUUACCCAAAAACUAAGUGGUCUUGAGGAUUUGCACGAAUGUGUUGAAAAGUUGCUUCUAUUCCCCUCCACUCAACAAGCCUUUGUCCAAGGCCGCCAAGAGCAAUGGAUUGACCAACUGGUGGAUGGCUCUCUUAGGCUUUUGGAUUUGUGCAGCUCGGCUAAGGAUGCUGUGUUGCACACAAAGGAAUGUGCACGCGACAUUCAAUCAAUCAUGCACAGAAGACGAGGGGCUGAAGUUGGACUUGAAAGUGAGAUCAGCAAGUACUUGGCCUCUAGGAAAGUGGUGAAGAGGGCACUCAAUAAGGCCUUGGGGAGUUUAAAGAGUGUCGAAACUAAAAGCUCAUUCUCUGAUCUCUCCAACAAAGACGGCGAAACCAUAGCCUUGAUUAGCGUCUUAAAAGAGGUGGAAGUUGUCACUCUUGCCGUGUUUGAGUCUUUGUUGUCCUUUAUUUCCGGGCCAAAGGCGCAAACUAAGCUUGGUGGUUGGUCUCUAGUUUCCAAGAUUAUGCACAGCAAAAGAGUUGGCUGUGAAGAAGAACAACAAGUAAAUGAAUUCGCAAAGGUGGAUGCAGCAAUGCACCGCCUCAUGAGUCACAAGAUGCAAAUCGAGAAGGUUCAAAGUGAGCUGCAAAUUCUAGAGAUGUGCGUUCAAGACUUUGAAGAAAGACUAGAGUGCCUCUUCAGGCGUCUAAUCAAAACCAGAGUUUCCCUUCUCAACAUCCUCAACGACUAGAUUAUAACUUCUGUUUGUAAUGCUCCACUAUGGGGGCGCAUACCUAAAAUUUUGAUAGGCUAGAUAAAAUGUUUACACAUAUACAUGUAAAUGAUGGAAUAUAUA